This is a messenger RNA of Kickxella alabastrina, 240 nucleotides long. RefSeq lists its product as uncharacterized. Gene Ontology annotation, biological process: protein complex oligomerization; [2Fe-2S] cluster assembly. Bases 1 to 240 code for a protein of 79 amino acids. NCBI's taxonomy places the organism in Eukaryota, Fungi, Kickxellomycota, Kickxellomycetes, Kickxellales, Kickxellaceae. Gene Ontology annotation, cellular component: mitochondrion. Gene Ontology annotation, molecular function: protein-folding chaperone binding; ATPase activator activity. The record is from RefSeq and is a predicted model, not a curated record. The transcript has a single exon.
AUGGAGAUCAUGGACACGCGUGAAGAGAUUGAGGAGGCCACAACCGACGCGCAGAUUGCUGCCAUAAAGGCCCGCAACGACGCCAACAUUGCAGCCGUCACCGCUGGCCUGGCGAGCGCAUUCGGCUCGGACGCCCUGACCCGCGCCAGGCAGCUCACCAACCGCCUGCAGUACCUGCGGCGCGUGGCCCAGGCCGUCCACGUCUGGGAGCCAGGCAAGCCGGUCGUCAUCUCGCACUAG